UAUUCAGAGGCUUGCACCGAGAGUAGGACAGAACGUGGGGACAUACGAACUGGUGAUUAGUUCCAGCUGAGCCUUUCUUUGCCUUAAUUCGCAUUGACUUUCAUGGGGGCUUCUAUAUGUAGCCCAUGUAGUUCCUGUCUCUCCAUUAACUGAUCAGACAACUUAGAUCAGCAAGCCGCUUUCUUGUCGGUGCUACCACAUACAGAGACAAUCUGUUACAUCAGAACAGUUGUAUAUUGAUUCUGAAGCUGAGCCCAAUUCCCCUGAAAAUGCAGCAAGCAAUAAGGAGCAUCAAGCCCAAUAAACCAUUGGGCUCUACAGCUAAGACAUCACGCGCUGUGCCACAUCUGGUAGCCAACGAUCUCCGCCAUGCAAGCCAUCCCAGCCACAUCACAGAUGUAUCGAACACCCUCCGGCAAACCGGCAUCCUCAAGGUCAGUCUGCAAUUUGAGGAUGAUUCCAGCCACUAUCUCCAACAUCUCAUGGUUGGUCUCCACAAACAACAUGGCCACGGACUGCCCAUCACCCACAGUGCAUCCCGCGGCUGGUUCUGGGACAUUCGACCUAACAGCACGUCGUUCCAAACCCCAUCUCAUCAGGCCCGAUCCGAGACAAUGAAGGAGUUUCCUUGGCACACUGAUUGUAGCUAUGAAGAAGCCCCACCUCGGUACUUUGCCUUGCAGGUCCUACGAGAAGACCAAUGUGGCGGUGGUACUCUCUCCGUAAUGAAUGUCGGCAGACUGAGUUCCCUGCUGUCGACGUCAACUUGCACUGCACUGCUCCGGCCCGAGUAUCGUAUUACUGUCCCACUCGAGUUUGUGAAAUGUGAUACGAAACGCCAUGUUGUGGGCGGCUUGAUGGCUACGGAUGCCAAGGGGUUGCCUAGUAUGGUUCGUUUUCGUGAAGAUAUUGUCACCCCGUUGACUGCGGAGGCGGCGCUAGCGUUGCAGGAGUUGAAGAAUUGCUUGCUGGGACAGAAGGUGCAGGCAGAGACCCUGCAACUUACGUCGGAUUGUUUGCCCAGGGGGUCUGUAAUCUUGAUGGAUAAUUAUAGGUGGCUUCAUGCUCGGAGCAAUGUCAGGGAUCCGGAGCGCCAUUUGCGGAGGGUUCGUUGGGAUGCGAGACCUUUUCCUACCUCAUUGAAGGCUAACAGCAGAGUUCAAUAGCAUAUUCCUGUAGUAGUUGAGCAGUCUUUAGAUAUAAACAAGGCCCGAUGACAUAUAUGUAUCGUCAAAGUCCGGCAUCAUCUAUACACAUUUUGCAACUCCCUCGCUGGGCCUACACUUUCGCGUGCACACACCGUAGGCAGCCCUUUCUACCAUUUGCUACUAUUACUUCAUUGGCCCUCAGCACGCUGG
Messenger RNA from Aspergillus piperis CBS 112811, 1358 nucleotides. Its product is annotated as Clavaminate synthase-like protein. Lineage: Eukaryota; Fungi; Ascomycota; Eurotiomycetes; Eurotiales; Aspergillaceae. Bases 270 to 1166 code for a protein of 298 amino acids. The record is from RefSeq and is a predicted model, not a curated record. The transcript is spliced from 3 exons.